Thlaspi arvense is the source of this 5682-nucleotide messenger RNA. The record is from the annotation of a GenBank genome assembly. NCBI's taxonomy places the organism in Eukaryota, Viridiplantae, Streptophyta, Magnoliopsida, Brassicales, Brassicaceae.
AGUAUAUUACAAUAUAUAAUCAUACAAAUUUCCGGUUCCCAACGCGUAUGAAAAGUAUGUUGAGCUCAAUGAAAGCCUGGAUCUUGAAGCAUAUCCCCUUGAUGUCUAUCGCGGCGGCUGCAUUUGCAAUCAUAGCGAUUGUAAUCGUGUUACUGUUGAUCUACUACAACAAAUCACUUCCCAAGAAUCCAAUUUGUGACAUCAAUACAAUCCUCCUAAGAAGGCUUCAAGGCCUGACUGAGUACUCCUUAGAGGAAAUAAGGCUAGCAACGUUCGAUUUCGAGGCGAAUCAUCGUGUUAGGUACGGAAGUUUGGGCCCAAUUUAUGUUGGGAUACUCCAAAGAAGGGUCGUAGCAAUCAAAAUUCUGACAGCUUCUUAUCAUCCUAGAUUCUUGGCUGAGGUUUAUUAUCAGACUAAAAUUCGACAUCGUAAUGUGGUUAGUAUAUUGGGUUACUGCUGCGAAAACGGGCAUAAAAUGAUCGUCUAUGAGUGUAUGGUUCACGGCUCCGAUGUCUUAAACCUGAAGAAAAGGAUAUCUAUAGCUCUUGGAGCCGCGAAAGGGUUGCAACACAUGCACAGCUUAACUCCUCCGUUGUCACACAACAGAUUCACGACGGCUAAAGUUUUACUCGAUGCCAAGUUCGAGGCCAAAGUUUCGGAUUCGGGAUGGUCAAGACAAGUUGAAAUGAGAAACGGAGGAGAAGCUAAUGAUGAUGAUCUAGAGGUUGGUUUACAUAUUCCGGAGGCUUUCGAUGGAACUAGCGAUGUGUAUAGCUUUGCGGAGGUUCGUAGGGCAGAGUUUCACCGUGUUUUGAGGAUGAUGCGUAGAUGCUUUACGUUUCCGGCGAAUCAACGGCCAAAGAUGGAGGAGGUCGUGACGGAGCUCCAGGAGAUCUACAUGAGCGUUUUAGCCAGUGAACAAGUUCUGUCUCAAUUUUCGCGUCGCGUCGAUGGCUUCAAAAGUUUAGCUAUGGCACCUUCAAGAUCAAAGAAAUCUAAGUACAAGAAAACUCCCCGUGGUAAAGCUGUUUCUCCUCAAAAAGAGGAAGAAAGUAUGACUAAAACCAAACAACGGAAGAGGAAGUUGUCGGAUAUGUUAGGUCCUCAAUGGAGCAAGGAAGAGUUAGAGCGCUUUUAUGAUGGAUACCGCAAAUUCGGAAAAGAAUGGAAAAAGGUGGCUGCAUUUGUACAUAGCCGCUCUGCAGAUAUGGUAGAGGCUCUAUACACUAUGAAUAAGGCUUACUUGUCUCUUCCGGAAGGCACUGCUUCUGUGGUUGGACUAAAUGCGAUGAUGACUGAUCACUACUCUGUUUUGCAUGGAGGAAGUGACAGUGAGCAGGAUAAAAAUGAAGGUAUCAAAACUCUGAGGCCAGCCCCAAAGCGCUCUAAAGUGAAAUCUUCAGAUCAUCCCUCCAAAGGAUUGGAGGGUCUGUCUGACCGCUUGCAGUUCAGGUCCUCUUCAGGCUACUUACCAUCACUGAAGAAGAGACGUACUGAGACGGCGCCUCGUGCUGUUGGGAAAAGGACUCCUAGAAUUCCAAUCUCAUAUACCCCCGAGAAGGAUACUAAGAGGUCUCUUAAUCAGAAGGGGGAUGAUACUGAUGAUGAUAUGGAACAUGAGAUUGCAAAAGCAUUGACUGAGGCCUCACAACGAGGUGGUUCAACCAGAAACUCCCACACACCAAAUAGAAAAGCAAAGAUGUACUCCCCUGAUAGGAAGGAUGAAAGAAUGCGUGCCGAUAUUGACUUGGCGAUCUCCAAGCUUCGUGCCACUGAUAUGGAAGAUGCCCGCUGCGAACCAAGCUUAGGAAGCACUGAAGCGGAUAAUUCAGGAGGUAGAAAUGAGUUGACGCAUGGAGAAGGUUCUAGUGCCGUGGAUUUGCAGCAUAAAGGAAAAAAAUACUAUAGGAGGAGAUUAGGCAUUAAAGAAGAUGAUGCAAAAGAAGCCUGCAGUGGUACAGAUGAAGCACAAAGCUUAAGCACUCUCGAUGAGAAAUUCGAACCAGAAGGGGAUGGAAAGCGUUUGAAAUUCACAUAUAAAAGUUCGAGAAGGAAAAGUAAAAAAAGUCUCUUCACUGCAGAUGAAGACACAGCAUGUGAUGCUCUCCAGACGCUGGCAGAUCUAUCGCUGAUGAUGCCUGAAACUGCCACGGACACUGAGUCAUCUGUUCAAGCUGAGGAAAAAAGAGCUGGAAAAGCUUCUGUGUCAGAUUAUAAAGGGACUGAUCCAGCAUCCAUGUCUAAAAGGGUUUCUCUUAGAAACCCCAAACCGAGAAGAUCCUUCAGCAAUGAUCUGUGUAAUACCGAAGUCGAGAGAAAGAGUCCAAGUAGCUCUGUAAUCCGAAAGGGUCGGCAGAAAGCAUCACCAACUAAAGUUCCUAAAGAUGAGCUCGCUGCAAUUUCACAAGUCAUUGAGCCUCCUAAAAACAAGGGAAUAGGUGAGGGAAAUGAGCCUGUUGGAAGAGGUAAGCGGUCCGCAAUUAUUCGAAACUCACAUGAAAAGAAGUCUGUCAAACCCCAGGAUCGUACUUCCUCAAGUAACAACAUAGUAGAAGAAGAUGAGUCAGCUCCAUCAACUGCAGUCACAAAAAAACAAGUUAACUUGCCAACUAAAGUUAGGAGCAGAAGAAAGAUAAUAACUGAGAAACCUCUAACCAUUGAUGACGUGAAGAAUUCAGAGAUUCUAGAGAAGUUUUCGCAUUGCAUAUCUAGUUUUCGAGCGCGAAGAUGGUGUCUUUUUGAGUGGUUCUACAGUGCUAUUGACUACCCGUGGUUUGCCAGACAAGAGUUUGUUGAGUACUUGGAUCAUGUAGGGUUAGGUCAUGUUCCUAGGUUAACUCGCGUCGAAUGGGGUGUCAUAAGGAGUUCUCUUGGGAAGCCAAGGCGUUUUUCUCAACAGUUUCUGAAGGAGGAAAAAGAAAAGCUAAACCUAUACAGGGAUUCUGUAAGAAAACAUUAUGAUGAACUAAACACGGGCACGAGGGAAGGACUUCCGAUGGAUCUGGCUCGGCCUCUAAAUGUUUCACAGAGAGUCAUUUCCAUUCACCCAAAGUCAAGAGAGAUUCAUGACGGCAGUGUCCUAACUGUUGAUCACUGUAGGUACCGGAUUCAGUUUGACCACCCUGAAUUAGGGGUGGAAUUUGUCAAGAAUCCCAGUGAGGAGAAAAUGCAUGAGCGGGUAAAGGAAAGCAUGCCGGAAGGAUAUCUCAAACUUUCGUGCGAGACAGGACAUCCCUUAUCCUCACCAAAUUAUAACAUUAGCAGUUCACUAAAGCAGGAAAAGGUAGAUAUCUCAAGUUCGGAUCCACAAGCUCAAAAUGGAGUCGAUGAGGCUCUUGGUUUACAAUUGUUUAAUCCUCAGCCUUCAAGUAGUGGGCAUAUCCAUGCUAGAGAAGCUGAUGUCCAAGCUCUUUCUGAACUAACACGUGCGCUUGACAAAAAGGAGCUAGUUUUGAGGGAGCUAAAGUGCAUGAACAAUGAGGUUGUGGAAAGUCAGAAAGAUGCACAGAAUGCUCUAAAGGAUUCUGAAUCUUUUAAGAAACAAUAUGCAGCAAUUCUCUUUCAGCUAAGCGAAAUAAAUGAGCAGGCAAGAGUUUAUGAAGGAACUAUAAGAAUCAUCUUGUUGUCAUUACUGCAUUCAGCUCCUGAAGAUUCGUAUUCCAUGUCUCAAUAUGCACAGGUUUCAUUGGCACUUCUUGGCUUGAGGCAACGGAAUACUUACCAAGAGAAUGUACCAUAUACUUCAAUAAGACCCAUGAGCAAAUCAGGGGAACCUGAUGAUCAGUUGACGUGCUUAGACAAUUAUGCAUCUGAUACUAAUGGAUUCCAUGUGUGGGAGAUUGUUGACAGCUCUAGAAAAAAAGCACGGAAAAUGGUACACAGAGCUGUACAGGCAUUGGCGUUAUUAAGGAAAGACAAAAAUAAUGUUGUAAAUAUUGAGGAAGCCAUUGAUUUUGUUAAUAGUCAGCUCUCAGUAGAUCAAACAGAAGGAUCAUCAGUCCAGCAAAUGCAAGCCGCCCAGGAUCAGCGUCUUCCCUCUACAUCAAAUCCACCUAGCUCAACUCAUGCCGAUGGAUCCCACGUAAACCCGCUAGACCAAAAUGACCUGCAAAUUCCGUCGGAACUUGUUUCACGCUGUAUGGCUACAUUGCUCAUGAUUCAGAGAUGUACAGAGAGGCAAUUCCCACCAAGUGAAGUGGCCCAGGUUCUGGACUCGGCAGUGGCAAGUUUACAGCCUUGCUGCUCCCAGAACCUUCCGAUCUAUACGGAGAUUCAGAAGUGCAUGGGAAUAAUCAGAAACCAGAUUCUAGCUCUCGUACCCUCCUAAAGUAAGAAUCCUAAACACCAUGACUUAAUAAUAACCCUCUCUCUUUUAUCUUUUUUCAUGAUGCUUGUUUAUCCUGUAAAAUCGAUGCUUCUUUAUAGAAAAAUCCUUUUUUUAUAUAUACCUCAAUUAUUUGGAGUGUUUGACUCACGGAACUUCCUCUAUUUCAUACUACCUUUAUUUCAUUCUCUUUUAUUUAUGUAAGCCAUCAAUUAUUAGAUGGGAGUGCAUCGGGGUCCAUUGUCAUUGUCUUAUAAGACAUUUCUUGUUUAGACUGCAAACAGAGCUCUGAGUGAGAUAGGCUUUGUCGAUUGGUCCAGCCGGUCCCAUUGUGUCCCAAUUCGGAUCAGAAGAUGUUUUGGUUUGGCUCAGUCUGAUUCCAAAUCUGGUGUUGUAGUAGAUCGUAUUUUGGGGUCAGAUAAAGUCGACUUGGGGUCCUGAACCAUGGCCGAUGGGUCUACCAUAAACAUUCCGCCUGGUGAAGGAUUUACAUUUACCAUAAACCCAGCUGGAUCCGGCGUUCAUCCUCCCCGCCUCUCCUCCGCCAAACCCUCGCCGGCAACGGCUAACCCUAAAGUAUUCUUCGAUAUGACCGUGGACGGCAAACCGGUUGGUCGGACCGUGAUGGAGCUGUUCGCCGACAUUACACCGCGGACGGCGGAGAACUUCAGGGCGCUAUGUACCGGGGAGAAAGGCAUGGGGACGCGCGCUGGGUAAGCCACUCCAUUACAAGGGAUCAAUCAUCCACCAUGUGGACCCCGGUUAUAUGUUAUGCGGAGGAGAUUUCGUUGCCGGUAACGGAACCGGAGGCGAAUCCAUUUACGGCAGCAAGUUUUUCGAGGAUGAGAACUUCAUCAAGAAGCACAAUGGUCCGGGUAUCCUCUCCAUGGGGAACCGUGGUACAGACACCAACGGGUCUGAGUUCAGAAUCUGCAUGAAGAGGAUCUUCCAACUCGACGACGAGUGCGUCGCUUUUGGCCAAGUUAUUGAAGGAUUGGAUGUGAUCAGGCGCAUUGAGAAGGUCCCUACUGUUGGGGACGUCAAGCCUUCCAAGCCUGUCGUGAUCGCCGAGUGCGGUCAGAUUUCAUAGAUUUGGUCGUUUUCUUCUUGUUUACCUUUUGAGUUAUUUGCUAUUAUUGCUACUGCAAAAAAAAAAAAAAAAAAAAAUCACAAGUUCUCUGUUUUAUUGUUAUUUAUUUUGGGCGUUAUUGAUUGAUUAUAUUUAAAGCUAGGCCGGUAUGAAAAUUGGGGUGUUAUUCCAACAGAUGGAGACGCCUACUCUUUGUGUAUUUAUAGCUUUUCAAUUACGCGUUUUUCAACUUUCAUUUCUGUUAAUUAACCAUAGAUCUUCCAGUGA